UUAACUCCAAAAAUAUUUUGCAUCGCUCGCAAGACUCGGCAGCAGACUAUAAAUUCCUAAAGGUUCCCCUCAUUUGCAGUCUCUCGUGUCGCAGGUCUCGUCUUCUAUAAUGGCGAUUUCUACCAACGAUUACAUUCAAGAGAAUGGUGGAAGUGAUUCAGAUUCCAAUUGCACUGACGAUCCUCCCGAUUACUAUCAGCCGAUCUCGGCAGUUGACGAUCAAGAAGACGUUUCCGAUCAAGAGAACUCAACUGAUGAUAAAGGAGACCAUGACCCUGGAACUAGCCAUUUCGAUUCCUUCCGUCCUGGAAACCCUAAUAUCGACCAAUUCUCCAAUGGUUUUGUCAAUGUCCACCGGGCUGAGAACGGGAUUGCGGCUCUACAACUGAACGGAGACGCACAUGGGAGCGAUGAUGAUGAAGAAGAAGAAGAGAGGAUGACAGAGGCUUCUGAUUCGGAGAUAGCGAGGGCUUUCAGGGAAGACGAGAGCCGCCGAAACGCUCCCGUGACGCCAGAGAACGCAAUGAGGAUCAUGGACGCCAUGCGUGGAGUCUCUUUCGGAGGUGUAACACCCGAUUGGGCAAGUCAGGUCCCUGAAGAUCGGUGGGUUGAUCAGCUUCGGAGGUUAAGACAACCACCCUCCACCACUGCCACCACCACUGGAACAACCCAAAACUAAGAACCAUAAGAUCAUCUUUCUUUUUCUUCUAAGGUCGACUUUGUAUUAUUCAGUUCUUUACUUAUGGUAUUAUCAUGUAUACAUUUCCAAAACAAAAACGGGAAUUCUUCUUCGCUGUUGCUGCA
This is a messenger RNA of Macadamia integrifolia, 804 nucleotides long. RefSeq lists its product as uncharacterized. NCBI's taxonomy places the organism in Eukaryota, Viridiplantae, Streptophyta, Magnoliopsida, Proteales, Proteaceae. The record is from RefSeq and is a predicted model, not a curated record. The transcript is spliced from 2 exons. Bases 110 to 679 code for a protein of 189 amino acids.